AAGGGAAAAUAAAGCAUGAGCUGUUGCUAUAUAAGGAUUGUAACUUCACUUCGCUCUUGUUCCUUCACCUUCUUACUAUAUUAGAAUUUCCAACAUACUCCGAAACAAAAACGCGAUCACCUGUAACUUCUCCGUCUCCGAUAUGGACAACUCCGGAAAUCCACCACAAGAAGUGGUUGUGCCACCAGUUGAAGGUGUUGCUGGUGGCGGUACGUCAUACGGGUGGAAUGAUGGUGGAACACAUGAUUUGAUUCACCUCAAAGGACCAAUUGACCCUACAGAAAUCCCAACUAGGGAUUUAGUGCAUGUAUGGUGCAUGCCAAGCACAGCGAACAUUGGAGCUCAAGAAAUGCCUAGACAUUUGGAGCCUAUAAAUCUCCUGGCAGCUAGAAAUGAGAGGGAGAGUGUGCAAGUAGCUAUUCGACCAAAGGUUUCAUGGGGUAGUUCUAGUGUUGCUGGGACUGUGCAGGUUCAGUGCAGCGAUCUAUCCUCUUCUUCAGGAGACAGACUGAUUGUUGGGAAGUCUCUUCUGUUGCGGCGGGUGGUGCCCAUUUUAGGUGUACCUGACGCGCUUGUUCCUCUUGAUCUUCCAGUUGGUCAAAUAAAUCUAUUUCCAGGGGAGACUACUGCUCUUUGGAUUUCUGUUGAUGUUCCAAGUGAUCAACCUCCAGGACAAUAUGAAGGAGAAGUUCUCAUUACUGCUACAAAAACAGAUGCAGAAUCUUCUGUUCAGAGUUCAAGCAAGGUUGAGAAACGUCAAUUGUAUAAGGAGCUUAAGGAGUGCCUUGACAUUGUUGAUCCAAUCGAUGGAAAACCAUUAGAUGAAGUGGUUGAAAGGGUGAAAUCUACAACUCUGUCCUUAGGAAGGAUUCUUUUGUCGCCAUCAUUUUCUGAAUUCUCUUCAGAAAAUGGGUCAGCAGAUGUAAUGGAAGAGGAUGCCAUUUCAAAUCUCUCUCUACGACUGAAGUUAAAUCUCACUGUCUGGGAAUUUGUACUUCCCGAAACUCCUUCCCUUCCUGCUGUAUUUGGUAUAUCUGAUACUGUGAUUGAGGAUCGCUUUGGAGUUAAACAUGGGACAGCCGAGUGGUAUGAGGCAUUGGAUCAACAUUUCAAAUGGCUUCUUCAAUAUAGAAUCAGCCCCUAUUUUUGCAAAUGGGCUGAUGGUAUGCGUGUUUUGACAUACACGUGUCCAUGGCCAGCGGAUCACCCAAAAUCAGAUGAAUAUUUUUCAGACCCACGGUUGGCAGCAUAUGCUGUACCAUAUAAACAAGUAGUCUCCGGUAAUGAUGCGGCGAAGGAUUACUUGCAGAAACAAGUUGAGAUAUUGAGAACCAAGAACCACUGGAGAAAAGCUUACUUUUACUUGUGGGAUGAGCCACUAAAUUUGGAGCAAUAUGAUUCUGUUCGCAACAUGGCCAGUGACAUUCAUGCUUAUGCUCCAGAUGCUCGUAUUUUAACUACAUACUAUUGUGGGCCAAAUGAUGCACCUCUUGCACCAACUCCAUUUGAGGCUUUUGUAAAAGUUCCAAGUUUUCUGCGUCCUCAUAAUCAAAUUUAUUGCACGAGUGAAUGGGUCUUGGGGAAUCGAGAGGACCUGGUCAAGGAUAUAAUUGCUGAAUUACAACCAGAGAAUGGCGAGGAAUGGUGGACAUAUGUCUGUAUGGGACCAUCAGAUCCUCAUCCAAAUUGGCAUCUUGGAAUGCGAGGAACUCAACAUCGUGCUGUCAUGUGGCGUGUGUGGAAAGAGGGUGGCACAGGAUUUUUGUAUUGGGGUGCCAACUGCUAUGAGAAGGCAACUGUAGCCAGUGCAGAGAUAAAAUUCAGGCACGGCCUUCCUCCCGGUGAUGGAGUUCUGUACUACCCUGGUGAGGUAUUCUCAACUAAUCAACCGGUGGCUUCUCUUAGACUAGAGCGCCUACUCAGUGGCUUACAGGACAUCGAAUACCUGAGACUUUAUGCUUCAAGAUAUGGCAGGGAUGAAGCCACUGCACUUUUGGAUAGAAUGGGAGUUUAUUUUGGUCCUGAGCGUUACACACAUGAGCACAUGCCAAUUGAUGCAAUGAGGGGUCAAAUAUUCAAUUUGUGCCGUUAAUGAUUUUUUUUGUACUGACAAUGCUUGAAAGGUUCGUGGGGUUCAUGUGGCAACUGCUGAAAAUUUCAGGCUUCAGUGUUUAGACUUAUAGAUAUGCCAAUCUUCACCUCACCUCGUCGUGAUAUAUACAUAUUGUAGUGCACAAUUUAAACUCUAUAGAUACGGAAUGGGACUAUUAUACAUUUGGAACGUAGUAGGUGAGAUAUAUUCUGUUUUCAUGUUGUAGCGCGCUAUUUAAACUCUAGAUAUGGAAUCCCACUGAUACACAUUUGGAACGUAGUUAGAUGAGAAAUCUUUUGUUUGUGCCGAAAUGGGACCAUCAACUGGACAUUAUAUCAUGAAUAGAGAUUGCAGUUUAUUUAGGUUUACUAGCAGUUA
Molecule: messenger RNA, 2470 nt
Organism: Medicago truncatula (barrel medic)
Lineage: Eukaryota; Viridiplantae; Streptophyta; Magnoliopsida; Fabales; Fabaceae
Exons: 16
Coding region: 143-2092 (649 amino acids)
Source: RefSeq, a predicted model, not a curated record